CACCAUGGUUAAGUAUGAUACUUUCAGUGGUAAGCUUUGUGCAUACGACAGCCCGCUGGGUCCCUAAAAACUGAUUCAAUCAAAGAUCGCCUUUACUCAAUUUGCGGGUGCCAUCGCUUGUGGCAUUCAAGCACGGAGAUAUGGCUAUUUCUCAGAUCUUUAUGCGAAAGCCAAGGUGCCUAUACUGGUGAGUAAGUCGUCACUGUGUCUUCCCUUCUACCGACUACUCGCAGGUGUGGUUGAGUGCGAGCGUUUUGUGUGAUGUUGCCAUCGCACUAUGCAUGACUUACCAUUUAAAUCGAGCUGCUAGUACUGGCCUCAUGUCUACUCGCGUACUUGUUUCUAGGUUGAUACGUCUGACCGUUGAAACCGGGAUACUAACAGCCGCUUUUGCUGUCAUUGACAUAGUGCUUUUCCUCGCCUGUCCCCAUGACAUCUACCAUAGUGUCCCAGCAGUUUGCUUGGCAAAGCUCUAUUCGAAUACCGUCCUUGCUGUUUGCAACAGCCGUAUGGCAGGGCGGAUCCGUGGAGGGAGGGAGGACGCAAGUCUUGACGCACACGAGUCUUUCGAUCUGUCAGAUGCUAGAUUCAAUGUCGAGCUUCAGAAUAUACAGAACAACACGAGUCCGGGAUCUCCUUUGCAGCUUGAGGGUGAUCAGGAAGAUAAGGACAACACGAAGACCAUUGAUAUCCUGCCUCCAGACAAAUUUUCUUUUGAUGUUUCAACAGUGGACAUAGUUGCGAAGCAAGCUUGAAUAGAUUAACUUUCUAUAUUGCACUGAUUAGCACCCGCAUGGAUAGUGUACAACUAUAAUUAAUAUAAAUCCGUAAAUUCCCA
This is a messenger RNA of Guyanagaster necrorhizus, 838 nucleotides long. RefSeq lists its product as uncharacterized. NCBI's taxonomy places the organism in Eukaryota, Fungi, Basidiomycota, Agaricomycetes, Agaricales, Physalacriaceae. The record is from RefSeq and is a predicted model, not a curated record. The coding region runs from base 282 to 755 and encodes 157 amino acids. The transcript is spliced from 4 exons.